GCGAACGCGAUCGCAGCAAAGGACACACACGCCUAAGACACGGGCCAGAAAGUGCGUCAAGCCAAGUGCCUAACUAAUGUGCUCCCAAACAAAGUGAAACCGAAACCGAACCCGAAACCGAGUGCCCAAAUCAAAUAAAAAUAUAUAUACAGAUCGAUUGAUAAAUUGCGUGACCCUCAAGUGUCUAGGUGUCUAGUGGGGAUUAGGAUGACGAACUGCAUCUGGCUGCUGGCGCUUGUGGUCGCCAUUAAUGCCCGCUCGCUGCACGUGCCGCAUGGAUACGGAGGUGGCUUGCCACCGCCGCCGCCCCCUCCACCCCAUCUGCUGCCCAAUCCCUACUAUGCACAGCCGUACGGCUACGCAGCUGCGGCGGCCUACGGCUAUGGCUAUCAGCCGCAGCCGCAACCGAUCAUCUACAGUCCGCCCGGCAGCUACUAUGACAGAAUGUACGGCAUACGCAAGCCCCUGCCCGGCGGUGGCAAUCCCGUAGCUGUGGACUAUAACAAUCGCUGCUCGAGGAAUUACGUGGGCAUCAAGCCGCAUCCGGAUCAGCAGCAAUACUAUUACGUUUGCCGGCCCAACUGUGUGAUCUUCAGCAAAUGCCCCAACUUGGAGAAAUUCAGUUCCAGCACGGGUCGUUGCGUGGAGCGCGUGCAUCCCGACUAUCCGCCCAUUUGCCAGAAGGAGGGUCGUUUCCCCUACCACCACGACUGCAAGAUCUACUACAAAUGCGAUGAGCAUUUGAUGCCGCAUUUGUACAGCUGCCCCUCGGGCACCAUAUUCUCACCACUGGAAAGCAAAUGCAUAUCCGGCGAUGAGUGUCCUUCGACGGAGAUCUCCAACAGCGGCAGCUAUAUGCCAGAGAACUGUGAGCUCAAGUUUCCCGAGUGCACGGCGGAGGGCACCUUUAGAUCGCCCAAGGACUGCGCCUUGUACUACACCUGCAAGCUGCAGGCCAGCGGAAACUAUCUGCAAACGCGUUUCAAAUGUCCUGGCAGCAACAGCUUCGAUCAGAAACGCAAAAUGUGCCGACCGCAUCGUGAAGUCGACUGCCACGCCUACUUGCCCAUCGCAGACCUGGCCUACGCUCCAAUGACACCCUUCUAUCCGUAUGUCUCCGAGGCGGACUUUGACACAGCGCCAGAGGAAAAGGUACCAGAGCAGCCAGAAGCCACCGCUUUGACCACGGACUCUAAAGUGGGCAGCAUUCGAGAGCCUGAAGAAACCGUUGUUGUUAUACUGCCCAAGACGACAACGACAACAACAGUUGCGACUCCUCCCAAAAAUCGAGACUAUCCGUCUUAUCCUUCGUAUCCUUCUUACCCCUCGUAUCCUUCCUACCCCACCUAUAACUAUGACGCCCCGCAGUUCGACUCUGAAGCGCUUGUCAAGGAGAAUCAAGAGCUGGAACCACCUUCAACCGAAUCUUCCGAAGUUCCGACCACAACUCCGAGCCCAACUGUCACAAGUACAAAAGCCCCGACGGCGGCACAUGCACCUGCCUUCAAAACUUUGUUGCAGGAAAAAAUUGUUAUACUACCACCGAAAUGUCAAACCACCGGCAAACCGACCACUGAGGCACCCAUUACCACCAGCCUCAAGACGACUGCAGCUACCAGGUCAACAGCAACUAGCAAUCCCACAACAACUGCAAAACCAACAACUACGACUCUGAAGCCUACAACAUCUACAGACACAACGGCUAGACCAACAACAACACCCAAGGCAACAACAGCUAGCACUCCCACAACUCCGAAACUAGCCACUACAACUCGUCAGCCAACAACAACAAGCACACCGAAAGUAACAGCAAGUAGACCAACAACAACGACUCCCAAGCCAACAACAACUAGAGCCCAAACAACUCUAAAAACAACCAUUACAACUAAGCCAACAACAACUAAGUUACCUACAACAACUCCGAAAGUAACAACUACUGAACAGACUUCAACAACUCCCAAGCCAACAACAACUAGAGCCCCAACAACUCUAAAAACAACCAUUACAACUAAGCCAACAACAACUAGAUUACCUACAACAACUCCGAAAAUAACAACUUCUGGACCAAUUUCAACAACAUCUAAACCAACAACUGCUAGGACACCCACAACCCUAAAAACAACCAUUACAACUAAGCCAACAACAACUAAAUUACCUACAACAACUCCGAAAAUAACAACUUCUGGACCAAUUUCAACAACUUCUAAACCAACAACAACUAGGACACCCACAACCCUAAAAACAACCAUAACAAGUAAACCCACAACAACUAAAUUAUCUACAAAUCCGACAGUAACAACCACUAGAGCAACUCCUAAACCAACAACAACUAGAGGCCCCACAACUCUGAUAACAACUAAUUCAACUAAGCCAACAACAACUAAAUUAACUACUAGACCAAGCACGAUAACAACUUCUAAGCUGACGACAACUAACACGGCAACAUCGACUCCAAAACCAUCCACUUUAACUCCUAAACCAACAACAACAACCAGCCCUCCAAGAACGACAACUACCAUAACAACUGCCAAACCAACCACAUCUGGCACACAUUCAACAACAUUUAAGCCAAUAACUUCAACUACCAAGCCAACAACAACUAGCACUCCCACAACAAUAUCUAGCACCCCCACGACUCCGAAGCCAACCACAACCCCCAGGCUUACAACUAGCUCGCCGACAACAGCUACCCCUAAGCCCACAACAACAGCUGGACAAACAGCAACAAGCACUCCAACAACAUCAAAAACUCCUAAUCCAACAACUAGCAGCCCCUCAACGACUCCGAAACCAAGCACUACAACUCCUAAACCAACUUCUGGCACCCCCACGACUCCGAAACCAAUCACUACAACUCCUAAAUCAACCACUAUGACAUCCACAACCACUCCGAACCCAACCACAACCCCCAAACCGACAACAACUAACGGCCCGACAACAGCAACCGCUAAGCCAACAACUUCUGGACAAACGGCCACUAGCACUCCAACAACUCCUAAACCAACAACAAAUAACCCUACAACGACUCUGAAACCAGCCACGACAACUCCUCAACCAACAUCUGGCAGCCCCACGACUUCGAAACCAACCACUUCAACUCCUAAACCAUCAUCUGGCACCUCCACGACUCCGAAACCAGCCACUUCCACUCCUAAACCAACAUCUGGCACCCCCACGACUUCGAAACCAACCACGUCAACUCGUAAACCAACAUCUGGCACCCCCACGACUCCGAAACCAGCCACUUCCACUCCUAAACCAUCAUCUGGCACCCUUUCGACUUCGAAACCAGUCACUACAACUCCUAAGCCAACCACUGUGACAUCCACAACCACUCCGAAGCCAAACACAACCUCCAAGCCAACAACAACUUCUGGACAAACGGCCACAAGCACUCCAACAACUCCUAAACCAACAACUAAUAACCCCACAACGACUCCGAAACCAGCCACUACAACUCCUCAACCAACAUCUGACAGCCCCACGCCUUCGAAACCAACCACUUCAACUCCUAAACCAACAUCUGGCACCCCCACGACUCCUAAACCAGCCACUUCCACUCCUAAACCAACAUCUGGUACCCUUUCGACUUCGAAACCAGUCACUACAACUCCUAAGCCAACCACUGUGACAUCCACAACCACUCCGAAGCCAACCACAACGUCCAAGCCAACAUCAACUAGCGCUCCGAUAACAGCAACGCCUAAGCCAACAACAACUUCUGGACAAACAACAACAAGCACUGCAAAAACAUCAACAACUCCUAAACCAACAACUAGAAGCCCCACAACGACUCUGAAACCGGCCACUACAACUCUUAAACCAACCUCUAAUACCCCCACUACUCCGAAACCAACCACUUCAACUCCUAAACCAACCUCUGGCACCUCCACGACUCCGAAACCAGCCAGUACAACUACAAAACCAUCCUCUGGCAACCCCACGACUCCGAAACCAACUACUACAACUCCUAAACCAACAACUAAUAGCCCCACAACGACUCCGAAACCAGCCACAACUCCUACGCUAACCUCUGAUGCCCCCACGACUCCGAAACCAGCCACUACAACUCCUAAGCCAACAUCUGGCACCCCCACGACUCCGAAACCAGCAACUACAACUCCUAAACCAUCCUCUGGCACCCCCACGACUCCGAAACCAACCACUACAACUCCUAAACCAACCUCUGGCACGCCCACGACUCCGAGACCAACCACCAUAACUCCGAAGCCAACAACAACAACACGCACAACAGCUUCAAUAGCGACAACGGCCAAACCAACCACCCAGCCGCCAACAUUAAGCACAACGACAAUACCUGGCCAGGAGACCACCGUGGCAACGACAACCAGCACCAAGCUGCCACCUUGCGCAACUGAAGAUUCAAACACAUGCACACCACAACAACAACAACAACAACAACAACAACUCAACAACAGCAAAAACACUGAAAGCGAAACACAAUUUGCCAUAAACAAAUCGAGCAGAAAUCUAUUGCUUGGAGAAAGUGAGCCACAAUCCUCGCUGCUGUCACAAAAUUUAGUUUCCAGCGAGAUUAGCCCAGAUUAUAUGAACGAUGAGGCCGCGCCGGAAGAGGAGGGGCAUGUUGAUAGCACCACAGCCAAGUGGACAACGGAGCGGCCCCUAAAGAAACCCUCAACAAUGUCCAGCUUGGCCGCGGCACACAUACUCGAAAAGCUAUUCAAGGUGAUAUCGACAACAACCGCAGCGCCCAUAACCAGAGUCACCUUUGCCCAAAUGGCCAGGCACAAUCUGGCCACAUCCAAGCCAUUCAUAGCCGAAUCGCUGAGGCAGUCCAUCAAGCAGUUGGCGGCGAACAAAGGCGAACCAACAAAGCCAACAAAUUCCAGCAAAGAUACCGAAGAUUCCGAGUACUACGAUAGCGAGUAUGAUACGGAUGAGCUGGAGAAUGUGCUCGAUAAAGAUAAUCUCAAGAAUGCGAAGCUAUCUGUGGGCAAGACGCCAACAAUCGCUACAACAACAACGACUAUGAUGCCGACAACUGGCACAAGCUCAGUUGAGAGCACAACCAGACCCAUGCCCAUUCGCCCAGAGAGCCCAAAUGCUGUGAUGGAUCUGCUGGAAACCAGCUCCAGCGUGCCUGUGCCGGCCAUAGUCAAUGCCAGCAUCUCCAAGGCAAAUUUGACUGGCGAUGCAGACUACUCCGACAACUAUGUGGAUUCGGACUAUGCCAAUGAUGAGCCUGUAACUGAGCACGAGGAGACUAAGCUAGAUCUAAAUGCCCACAAGAACGCGCUUAUCCAACUGCUGAAGCAAAAGCUAAUCCUGGCAAGCACUACCACAGCGCCCAGCAGCACCACCUCGACGCCCGACUUGGCCACCGAUGAGCCCGCUGCAGCUAAUGAAAUUCCAGUAACGACCCCAGACGUAAGUGCGCCAAAAAGCUUAUUGAUGAGUCUGCUGAGGCAGAAGCUAAGCCGCAUGGCGCUGCUCAAAAAGGCCACAGAGCAAAUGGCAACAAGCAGCACCUCAGCACCCGCAAGGAGUACAACUGAAGCCAGCACAACGAGGAGCACAACGACCAGCAGCUUAAGUGCAAACGGUAGCAGCAGCUCGGAAUACUAUGAUGAUGAGGAUUACGACUAUGUUAACGAUGCGGAGGCCACGAGCGCUGGCACCAACACAGCGGCAGCAAUUAAUCAGGAUGCACUUAGGCCAGCAACAGCCAAGCGGCACUCCAUACACCCAUCGCAUAGUUUGCACGCACAGAAGCCGGACGAAGCGUCGGCCCAGGUAAGCCGCGACGGGUUAACGAGCGAGGCCAAGACGCGACAAGUAGAAAGAUUUGCAUUUAAGACACAAAGUGUCCCGCUGCCGGAAGCCGCAUUUCUUAGGCAAUCGGCCAAUGAGGUUAGCGAAAGAUCAAAGCAUAAAUCAAAGAGUGAGGCAGACGACACCAAGACACGCACAAAAAAUACACGCAGAGAAAUACAACAGUCGCUACCAAACAACAGCACAAUAAAACCAACUACAACAACAACAACAACAAGCACAACAAUUGCUCCAACAAGCAACACACAGUCAAGAGCAGCUGCAGCAGCCACACGCCAAGAGAUCCUCACGGUUAACAGGAAGCCGUGGCUGCUGCAAUCCCAGAAUCAAAGCGUACACCUAGCGCCACUACAAAUGGCCAGCCAUAACCCAGUGACUCAUGCAAAUCGUUCAUUAUUAGAGUAUACGACAGACGACUACUCUGCAGACACGGAGAAGGUGCCCGAACUCAUACUGAAGGUAUAUGAGCCCAUCGAUGUGAAGGUCGUCUUCUGUCCCAGAAAUUGCGAUGAACAACACGAUCAUAAAUAUGACCCAGCUGAUAAUUAUAAGUCGAAUUGUACGAGCGGUUGUGAUACGCCCAAUCCUAAAACCCAUCACAGCGUAGAUUUAUGGUGGAAGCCGCUUAAGCUCAGCGACACGGCUGGUUUCCAGACAAUAACAUAGAUAGUUGAAGUACUUAAUAUGGCUAUACAACAUUAACUACAUAUUAAACUAAAGCUAUAUGCAAAUAUAGACAUAUAUACAUAUAUGUAUUCGUGUACACUUUAAUAAACAUUAUGAAUAAAUUACAA
Drosophila montana is the source of this 6608-nucleotide messenger RNA. It is a transcript of the gene Mur2B, whose product is annotated as Mucin related 2B. Bases 208 to 6480 code for a protein of 2090 amino acids. The record is from RefSeq and is a predicted model, not a curated record. Lineage: Eukaryota; Metazoa; Arthropoda; Insecta; Diptera; Drosophilidae. The transcript has 7 exons. Gene Ontology annotation, molecular function: chitin binding. Gene Ontology annotation, cellular component: extracellular region.